Molecule: messenger RNA, 924 nt
Organism: Amaranthus tricolor (Joseph's coat)
Lineage: Eukaryota; Viridiplantae; Streptophyta; Magnoliopsida; Caryophyllales; Amaranthaceae
Exons: 4
Coding region: 1-924 (307 amino acids)
Source: RefSeq, a predicted model, not a curated record
AUGUCUGAUCAACUUAGUAUUCAAGAAUCCAGAAAACGUGCAAGGGAGAAUGUGGAUAAAGAUAAGAAAGUUGUUAUGGAGGUUGUAGGUUUUUUCAUGACUGUUGUUGUGGCUUGGUUUGAUUUGAGGUAUGAAGUAAAGGAAAUAACAUGGAAUCAACACGAACGUAUGAAUAGACGAACAAUUUGGAUGGACACGUUGAUGAAUGAUAGAAUAUGUAGGGAGCAUUUACAUCUAGGCAAACGUUGUUUUGAAAAAUUGUGCAAUAUUUUACAAUCCAAGGGUGGUUUAGUGACUACAAGAUAUGUUACAGUGAAAGAAAUUGUUGCAAUUUUUCUUCAUGUUCUUGCACAUGAUUUGGAAAAUAGAACAAUACAAGCAACCUUUGCUUGUUCUGGAGAGACUAUUAGUCGGCAAUUUCAUGUAGUCCUUAAAGCACUACUCAAGCUUAGAAAAAAGGGGGACAUUAGCACCAAUGCUUUAGCUGCAUGUGAUUCAAAUCUUCGUUUUACUUACGUUUUGCCUAGUUGGGAAGGUUCUUCUUCGGAUCCACGCGUUCUUCGUGAUGCUCUUCAAAGGCCCAAUGGUUUGAAGAUUCCUAGAAAUAAGUAUUUUCUUGUGGAUUUGGGAUUUUGUAACGCUAAAGGUUUUCUAGCUCCUUAUAGAGGUAUGAGAGAUCUAAGUUUUUAUGAUAAAAAGACUCAAAUUAGAAUUAUCAACGCUUGUUUUAUUCUUCAUAACUUUUUGAGGGAUGAAAUUAUGGAUGAAACAAGUCUUAUUAAUGAGGUAGAUGAAGAUUUACUAAAUAUAAAGACAAUUGAUGAAGAAGAUGUAGAAGAUGAUUACAUUAUUAGUACGCAAUCAAGUAAUGAGUGGAAAGUGUUUAGAGAUAAUCUUGCUCAAAAGAUGUUUGAAGAAUAUUAA